AUGGCCCUCGACACGAAAGGUCCCUUCAGGCUUCUUUCGCACGUACAGUCGAGUCUACAUGGGCUUCAGUGUGUCGAUCUCGUAGAGUGUGCGGCCUCCGGUCGUUUAUAUAUCGACAAAAAUACUCUUUUGACAUCAUGCACUCCUGAAGGUCGGAUUGCAUGUGCUGCUGCGUUGCAUGAAUUAGACUUGCAUUUUUCGGUCAUCAACGCUCAUAACGUCGUCAAGAUGGAAUUCCACUUGCUGCAAGGAGAGCGACUUCAUCUUUAUCACGAAUACUGUAAUCGUGGUGACUUGCUUGAAAUCAUACAACAGGAAAUUCGUCUUCAAGUGGCAGGUGUGACCCCUCAAGCCUCUUUCGUGACAACUAGUACUGAUUCUGGAAGACGCUUUAUUUUUUUUUCCAUACUACAAGGUGUAAACGCGCUGCACUCUGCUGGAGUUGCUCACAUGGAUUUGUCGUUAGAAAAUGUCUUUGUUACAGAUUCAGGCGUAGUCAAGGUUGGAGACUUGGGUCACGCCCUGCGAUUUCGGUCAGAUAAACCAAACGUGCGAAUCUCCCAAGUCGCAAAAGAAGCUUAUGCUGCACCCGAAUUGUUAAGUCACAACGAGAUCGACGAUGCGCGCUGCGCUGAUGCCUGGUCUCUUGGUGUCAUUCUUUGGACUCUUUGCACGAAGCAAGCCUUGUUACACCGCGCGUCGCUCGAAAGUGACAGAGUUUUCUGCCAAAUGGUGGAACAUGGCACUACUACCACUCUUCAAGAAACGGAUCUCUUAUCCAAUAUACCAGCAUCUUGCAUAGAUCUACUUGUUGGUCUUCUCGAUGUGAAUUCGAGAACGAGAAUUUCAGUAGCGGCUGCGUUGCAACAUCCGUGGGUAAGGCAAGAGACUGCAACACCCAAGCAGCAUCCUCGACGAAUGUCGAUUGGCCACGUGAUGAAGAAGAAAAGUGAAGCAUUGAUUAAGAUAAACCAGCAUCUUGCUGAGAAAGCGCUUCUUGCUCGCCCAAAUAGUGCUGAAAUCGCACUCGACUUGACCCGUAUCACUCUUAGAUCUCGAAAUUUAGCUUAG
This is a messenger RNA of Plasmopara halstedii, 1071 nucleotides long. RefSeq names its product serine threonine protein kinase. Gene Ontology annotation, biological process: protein phosphorylation. The record is from RefSeq and is a predicted model, not a curated record. Bases 1 to 1071 code for a protein of 356 amino acids. The transcript has a single exon. Gene Ontology annotation, molecular function: ATP binding; protein kinase activity. NCBI's taxonomy places the organism in Eukaryota, Oomycota, Peronosporomycetes, Peronosporales, Peronosporaceae.